This is a messenger RNA of Cynara cardunculus var. scolymus (artichoke), 2015 nucleotides long. Its product is annotated as bifunctional purine biosynthesis protein PurH. Lineage: Eukaryota; Viridiplantae; Streptophyta; Magnoliopsida; Asterales; Asteraceae. Gene Ontology annotation, biological process: 'de novo' IMP biosynthetic process. The record is from RefSeq and is a predicted model, not a curated record. Gene Ontology annotation, cellular component: cytosol. Gene Ontology annotation, molecular function: phosphoribosylaminoimidazolecarboxamide formyltransferase activity; IMP cyclohydrolase activity. Bases 29 to 1867 code for a protein of 612 amino acids. The transcript is spliced from 12 exons.
CUGUAAGGAAAACGAUACCCUCACGAAGAUGCUGAGGUUUGGUGUUCCGACGACGACGACCACCACCACCACCAACGGCACCUCCUCAACCGCUGUAAUCGCCAGUGCCUCUCCGACGACAUAUUCUCACAUUUCUUUUACUGUUUCUCCGUUGUCUGAUUCUCAGAGAAGUAGCUUUUGUUGCUUUCAGCAGAUUUUAAGUUAUCCAUCGCGCUUGAAUUGUUAUCGAAACAAGGCAAUGGCAGAAGCUGCAGAAUCCAUGGCUGGCUCUAUCGCUUCUCCGUCUGGAAGCAAGCAGGCAUUAAUUUCAUUGUCAGACAAGAAGGAUCUGGAUAUUCUUGGCACCGGACUUCAAGAAUUGGGAUAUACAAUUGUGUCAACUGGAGGAACAGCAUCCGCUCUGGAGAAAGCUGGAGUUUCUGUAACGAAAGUAGAAGAGCUUACUCAGUUCCCUGAAAUGCUUGAUGGUCGUGUAAAAACUUUACAUCCUAAUAUACAUGGAGGUAUUCUUGCCAGAAGAGACCAAAGGCAUCACCUGGAAGCUCUAGACAAGCACAACAUCAGUACAUUUGAGGUGGUAGUGGUAAAUUUAUAUCCCUUCUAUGCAAAGGUUACUUCUUCCAAUGGGAUUACAUUUGAUGAUGGAAUUGAGAACAUCGAUAUCGGUGGCCCUACAAUGAUAAGAGCUGCAGCAAAGAAUCACAAAGAUGUCUUGGUUGUGGUUGACUCGCAAGACUACCUUAUGCUUCUAGAAUUCCUCAAAGGGAACAAGGAUGACCAACAAUUUAGAAGGAUGCUCGCCUGGAAAGCUUUCCAACACGUUGCUUCUUAUGAUUCUGCUGUUUCUGAGUGGUUGUGGAAGCAGACUAAAGGAGAUGAAUUUCCACCAAGCUUUACUGUGCCGCUUUCGCUCAAGAGUUCACUUCGUUAUGGCGAAAAUCCUCAUCAGAAGGCUGCAUUUUACGCCGACAGCAGAUUGUCUGAGGUUAAUGGUGGUGGUAUUGCAACAGCUAUUCAACACCAUGGGAAGGAAAUGUCAUAUAACAAUUAUUUGGACACUGAUGCAGCUUGGAACUGCGUUUGUGAGUUUGAUAAGCCUACUUGUGUUGUCGUAAAGCAUACAAACCCAUGUGGGGUAGCUUCACGUGAUGAUCUGAUUGAAGCGUAUAGGUUAGCUGUGAAAGCAGAUCCAGUGAGUGCAUUUGGUGGUAUAGUAGCCUUCAACAAAGAAGUCGAUGAGGCUCUUGCUAGGGAUAUCCGAGAAUUCAGAAGCCCAACAGAUGGUGAAACUCGAAUGUUCUAUGAGAUUGUUGUUGCUCCCAGCUACAGUGAAAAGGGUCUCGAGAUCCUUCGUGGAAAGUCGAAGACGUUGAGAAUUCUUGAAGCAAAGAAAAAUAGCAGAGGGAAGCUUUCACUUAGACAAGUAGGUGGUGGUUGGUUAGCUCAGGAUUCAGACGAUCUAACACCAGAAGAAAUUAAAUUUGAUGUAGUUUCUAAGAAGGCUCCCGAAGAGAGUGAGCUUGAUGAUGCAAAAUUUGCAUGGUUGUGUGUGAAGCACGUCAAAAGCAACGCCAUUGUAAUUGCAAAGAACAACUGUAUGUUAGGUAUGGGAAGUGGGCAACCGAAUCGUUUGGAGAGUUUGAGAAUAGCUAUGAGGAAAGCCGGGGAUGAGGUCAAAGGAGCCGCUUUGGCUAGUGAUGCAUUCUUCCCAUUUGCCUGGAAAGAUGCAGUGGAGGAAGCAUGUGAAAGCGGGAUCGGUGUUAUUGCCGAGCCCGGGGGAAGCAUAAGAGACGGCGAUGCAAUCGACUGCUGUAACAAAUACAACGUUUCGCUUGUGUUCACGGGCGUGAGGCACUUCCGUCACUGAGUAUAAAAAGCCAAUAAAUUGUGUAUUUACUUAUCAUAAAAGCUUUUGGAAAUAUCUGAUGUUUCAAGAGCUGUUUUAAGCUCCAUGAGCUGAUGUACCACUACCAUAAUCUGGAGUUUCUCAAUCUCAUGACUUUUUUUUAACUUAA